ACAUUCAUGCAUAGAUUUUCCUCAUUCGUUUUUUCAAAAAUGGCCGAGUAGGUAGUUUUAAACGAGUGUUCAGUUCAGUGAAGUGAAUCAAAGAGCGCCUUGAGAUUUUCCUGUUCUAGCAAGUGUGAAAAAAUACAGAAGUAGUGUUAUUAAAGUACUGAGUUAGUGAAUAUAAAGUUCUUCGCUUAGGAAGUGUUGGCCCGUUGGCUGAUUGCCGAAAAGUCGUGAAAUAUCCAGAGAAGGAAGCAAAUCCGUAACCCUUCCCACGAUAUUCACUUCUAUUUUUUUAAUCAGUCGAAAGUUCCUUCGUUCUAUUUGCUGCCAAAAUAUGCAACUUUCCGCUGAACGUAACGGAAAAUUCUUCAAUACAGCUUUUUAGAUGAAACAUUCUCGUGAUAAAUUACAGCGAAAAAAAUCUGUAGAAAAAUCUACGUCAAUAGAAAAACUGCAAAAGUCGGAUGGUCUUGUGGGACCGGAAACUGUUUCGUCCCUAUUUCCGUUACUUCCAUUGGUAGCAGGAGCUAAAAAGAUCGGAUCGUUUCAGAAACAACCAGUAAUCAGCACUGUGGCAAAUAUUUUUUGCACAUCCCUUUAGUUUGUUAGAAAAAUCAAAACGUGUGCGCAGUACGGAUUAUACCUAGUGAUCGUCGCAGCAACAUUUUUUGCGAAAAACUAACAAUUUGCUAGAAGAACUAUCAUUCAUUUGUGAAACAGUGGUCAAUAAUUUACAUAGAUAACGGAAAAUCGUGCGUGUGUAUGAGCGGCAAAUAUCAGCAAGUGACUGAACAAAUCGGAGCAAGUGAUUUACCUAACUGAUGUCUUAAGGUUUGGGAAACAUACACAAUAUCGUUCAGUAGAGAGAAAGAGGAAAAUUAACAGCUAUCCGCUCGUAAGAGCACCACACUUAUGAAUUGCAGUAACAAGAGUAGUAUGGCUACUCUGUUACAGCAGAAGAAUUUUAUGAAAAAUUUGACUAAUGGAUCCAACAACGUGGUGAUCGUAAAUGGCACCGACGAUAACCAGACGGCGACAAUGGUGGCUGCUAGUACUACGCUGGCCACCGUACCGGGAGCAGUCUCUCGAAUGCUGAUGCCACACGAAACAUUGGUACUGCCAGCAUCACACCAGCAGCCGCUGAUUCAUCAACAAACAACUAUCAGCAACGCAUUCACCACAACGCACUCACCCGCUUCCAGCAAUAACAACUCAAACAACAGCUUUAACAGUCAGUUCAUCAACCAUCUUCAAAACACCCACCAUUUGUCAACGCAGCAGCUUUUUAGUGGCAACAACAGCAGCAGUCAACGGAUUGCAACAACUACAACACCCACCACUACCUUCCAGAGUUCGUUUUCUAACACAGAUGUCAAUGCAAUCUAUCGUCCGGCGGCAACUUCCACCGGCACUACCAGCAUCGUAUCAAUGCAAUCCUUUGCUUCAUCUCAACAGCUGCCACACCAAGCGACUAGCGCUAGCUCAUUAGUUUACGUAAAUGGGAUCCAGCACGGCUCAGCGAUGGUACCAAAGUUAGAACCCAGCGGGCAAAUGCAUUCUCAAACAACACACCACUAUCUACAACAGACUGUAUCCGAGAGCCAGACUGCCAAUACGACAUCGACCACCGAUCAAAUGCGAACUAGUGCUCCGGUGCACGGUAAAUGUAGUGCUCAGGAUCGUGGUGCCGAUGCCAUUACCAGCGGAUUAGAUGAGUCUGCUGUAACUGCUGUUCCAGCUAACGAUUCUACAUCAAUAACUACCGUCGACAAUGGCGAUGAGCAGCCACAGGAACAGGAACCAGAAUCGGAAAUUGAUAUUAUCAUCAACAAUGUGGUUUGUUCGUUCAGUGUGCGUUGUCAUCUCAAUUUGCGUGAUAUUGCGCUCAAAGGUUUCAACGUGGAAUUCCGUCGAGAAAACGGAAUGGUCACUAUGAAGCUAAGACGUCCAUACACAACCGCCUCUAUAUGGUCUUCAGGAAAGAUUACUUGUACUGGUGCAACUUCAGAAGAUCAGGCAAAGGUUGCAGCUAGACGUUACUCACGUUGCCUUCAAAAACUAGGUUUUAAUGUUAGGUUUAGAAAUUUUCGCAUUGUCAACGUACUAGGAACUUGCAGCAUGCCGUGGGGCAUAAUGAUCGUAAACUUCUCGGAGAAAUAUAAGAAGGAUGCCAGCUACGAACCGGAAUUGCAUCCCGGUGUGACGUACAAGUUGCUCAACCCGAAGGCGACGCUGAAAAUUUUCUCCACUGGAAGCAUCACGGUGACGGCGGCCAGUGUUGCCUUCGUACAAGCUGCCAUCGAACAUAUCUUCCCGCUGGUCUACGAGUUCCGCAAGAAGCGUACCCAGCAGGAGAAGAUUGAUAUGAUGAAACAACCCGUAUUCGAUCCGGAACUUUUGAUCGAGGAAGAAUGUGAUAUAGAGCCGCCUUCGAAGUACCGUCGGGCAGGAGGCGACAGCGAGGAUGACGACGAUGAUGAUGACGACGAUGCGGACUUACUAGAUGACGACGAUCACGCCGCUGCGGGCGACGACAACACCAAAGCAAUAUACACACGUAAAAAUCGCCGCCGAAUGUGCAAAUCGCGAUACAGCAGUUACCGGUGCAAUGGCCGAAAACGUCCGGCCGGUAAGGCGGACAACGAUCCCUCCGAGGACGCGAUGUACAUAUCAGACGAUGGUGUCGACGAUAUGAACGAAAGUGAUGAUGAGUAGGAGAUUAGCCACAUAGCAGCGGGAUAUGCCUAAAGGGUUGGGAAUUUGUCUUAUUUUCAUCGUUUGGCUUUACUCAGUCCAUUGUAGUGCUUGUCUAUUUAUCAUCGUUUUCACAUUUUCUAUUAUUUUCAAAUAGAAAACAAAAAACUGGUUCCAUGGAGAAUUAACAUGCUACGUGUAAGAAUUAUUUUAUUGAGUAACAUAAAAGCAAGAAUAGAUAACUGAUUCUUCUGUUUAAUUAUGCUGUUACAACAAAACUCAUAGAACAUAAAGAAUACAACAAAUCCUGUGAAUAAUUACUGCAUAAGAAAAUGAAUAAUUUAUUCAGAACCGCCAGCUUUCUUUACAAGCCAAAUACUUUGUGUACAUAAAAAACCCAUUCGUACCGCAGCAAUACUACCAUAAAAAAGGGUUGUAUUAUUAAAAGUAGAUAUUUUCCAUUCAAUGGUUUUCUACGCAAAUUGCAGUGUUUAGUGAAAGCGAGAAACAUUGUCGAUCGACGCAUAAUUGUUUUGACAUUGUAUUUGUGUAAUUCUCUUAGGGCAUUAUUCUGGUUUAGUUCACAUAGUUAUAUUUUAAAACGGAAUCAUGUUACGCGUAUAUCAGUUCAAUUUGAGUAAUAAAAUAGCGUGUUGUUAAUUUAUGAGGAGUAAAUUUCGGUUUUCCUACCUUGUACCUAUAUAAAUACGCUAUUUUACGUGAUUUUGUACCGGUUCGAAAGAUAGUACAAUUGCAUCGUGUUGAAAGACGAAACUUACUAGGAAUUGCUGCCGCCGGAAGCGAAAAAUGCUGGCAAAUAUGUGAAAUUUUUUCGGUAAAAUAGAAGCUUGUUUCGACUUUGGUCGGAGUUGACGUACAUUUAGACAAAUGGUCCACAUUAACAAUACGGCGCUUACGCCCCCAUAUUUUCAAAUGGAGACUUUGGUACGGCUUCUUAUUUUUUGUUCAAUAUUUAACAGUUUUGUUCGGUUCUACGUGCACUGAAGAGAAUACUGAAGGGGUUUCAGGACCAAUUAUUUGCCAAACCUGCCAGCCGUGAGUUUUUCCUUAUGGUAAAAAACAGAACAAAACAAAAUAACUAUUAACGUUUAAGAAACUCUACUUCUACGCUCGUAAAAUAUCUUUUCACUGAUUAGACAGCGUCCUUAGUAUCAGCUAUCAUUCGAUCAAACUUUUUUUUCGUUUUGUUUUUUACGUUUAGUUUUAUUAUCAGUUUCUUACCGAGGAGACCGUGCUAUUCGAGCCACAAAUACUAAUAUUAAAAUGUUGUCUUUAGCCGAACUAUACACGCUUUUCGAUGUGACGAACUAGGCGAAUAUAAUUCAUAUUUGUUUACAUUUACAGAAUUCCAAUAGCUUCUCAGCAGCUCAGAAAAACUACCAAUGGUGUAGAUUUGUGAUGAAUUACAUUUACCUAAUUUAAAAAAACUAUUUACACGCGCUUAUACAGUAAACUUUUUACCGCCCUUUUCGUUUAGUCUAGUUAGUAACCAUUAAAAUUAUUUCCUAAAUAAUUCCUUUUUUCUCUGUGUCUGCUUCGAUUUCUUUUCAAUGAUCAAUCCCUAGCGUAGAACCAGGUCGGUAUUAUUUAUUAUGAACUGUUGAAACUGAACGAAGCCAUCAUUAGGGAACGGUAUUGAAUUCUGUUGAUGCGAUUGUGCCGCGCACUGUGCAAGAAACGGCCAAAAUACAGACAGAGGCACGAAAAAGUGAUUUCACAGCAUGACAACGAUCGUCUUCACAUUGCCAAACCCAUUAAAACCUACUUGAAAACAUUUAAAUGAGCUCCACUUGGGCACAUGGUCCGGUCUGGGUGACCACCAGCAGUUUCGGUCGUAUGAAAACAUCAAAUGAAAAAUGAUGCGAAGUUGCUGCUAACAGUGGGUAAUAUCUCAAACGAUUCAUUUGUAACCGUUCUUUUUUUCAAGUUGCAUUUUCAUAAGUAAAAACAGCGAGAAUUUAGUUGCACACCCAAUAAUGACACACCAUAUUGAAUUAAUAAUAUUGCUAAUUGCAAGGAAGAUUGUCCAAUCAAUAAGUGCGCAAUCGCUCAUAAAAGUGCUAUUUUGGCUUAAAUCGCUUCGGUCUCUUCGGCGCACCGUGCUUCCGUGCUUGGAAUGCAACGGAAAAGUGCACCGAAGAUACCAAAACAAUUUAAUCGCACUUUUAUGAGCGAUUUCACACUUUGGAUGUACAAUUUUCCUUGCAAUCAGCAAUAACUAAAAGAAAUUGUAGGGUUUGAUCAUUAAUAAGACAUCUAAGCAGCAGAUACAGAGAAAAGAGGAAUUAAUUAUGAAAAGAAUUCCGUCAGCAGCCGGUGUGAGGCUGACUUAAGAGUAAUGAACGUUUACAGUGAAUCUAGUGAUAAUUUGAAUAGAAGUGUUUUAAUUAAAUGUAAAUUAUCACAAAUCUCUACUAACUAUAUGGUAAUCAAACACGUGAAUCGAUUUACUGGCAAAUGGUAGUCAAACAAGGACAUGUCAAAGAAGAUUACGAAUUUGGUUUUCAAUUUACUUCGGUUGCUUUUUAUGUUACACCUCACCUAUCUUCAUUGUCAGGGAGAGAGAACAAAUGUAGUGGCAUGUGAUUGCCUAGAGAAACGCAUCAUCAAUCGUCUAAUAGAAUUAAACAGAAACUAAUCUAUUAAAAGAUUGACCACCCUAUAUAAUCGGAAACCAACGGAGGAAUUUGAACUAAAUAACAAGAGAACAAAAGUGCUUUUUGUAAAUUAUAUGAUAAUAUAUGAAGUAAAAUGUAAUAAGCGUAAAAUCAGACAAUUACCAUUUGAAGAAAAAAAACUGUAAAAACAACAUAACAUACAAAGAGUAGAAUGGAACUUAUAAGAACGAUAAGCAACACACUAUAAGCCUUUUCCUUCCAUUACGUAGCCUAUCUCGUAUUUAAUUUGGAUACUGUUUUUACGAUGCUGCCAACAAACAGCCACACAUGAAUGCAGUUUCGCUCCUUAAUUCUAACAACUAAUCGCCUCUAAGCGCCAUUUUCCUUCUAUCAAACUGUGCAAAAAAAAAAAACAAUACAAAAUUAAGCAAAUAACAACCAAUAAAUGUUGUUCAGCAUAACGUAAAACACGAUGAUGAAAAAUAAGUAGUGCAGUGUUGAAAAAUCAUUCAGAAUAAACUUACUAGCGAAAACAGAAAUUUGUACGAAUGUAAGUGACAAACCAAAGACUUAUAAGUAAUUUAUAAUAAAAACGCAAAUGAACCUUGUGGACACCCUACAUAUAUACAGAUACACAGAGAAGAGAUCACAAUAAUACUAAUAAUCAAUUAUUACUGAAAACGAAAAAACUACAAUUAUUGGCAAUUGUUCAAUCGAAAUCACGUCAUUAUCAAAACAUUAUGUCUAAUGAAUUAUGUCGUAUAACAGUUUUCUAGGAUAUUGAUCCAGCCCCUGUUGUAUAAGAGUAUCUGGGAUUUGUUGAAUGGAUAGCGUUUUUGUUUGGUUCAAUCUCAGGCACGUAUCUGGUUCCUCCUCCUAGCGGGCUGGACUGGCUGUAAAACUGCUAUACCUUUCAGUAACUAUAUUGCAUCUUUACGCACACAGAGAAAUCUCAAAUAAUAGUCAUCAUGUUGUGAAGGCGGACUGCUGCAGUUAGACGAUUUGCUACGAAACGGUUUUCACUGAAAGUACGAAUCCCCCGUGGCAAAGUGAUAAUUAACAUGAAUAUUUAUUUAUUAAACAACUAGUUCAACGGACACUAGCCGUCUACACUAGGAGCUUGUCGAAGAAAACGAAAUGUCUUGUCUAAAGUGCCCAUAUCACUUUCCUGCUUGACCGGCGAGAACAGAUUUGUGCUAUCAGUGAACGGUUUCAAAUGGCUCGUAUCUAUUCAUCACGAACUUACCUUUUUAUCGAAACUCCCUAAUGUUUUCUUCAUUUAGGUAAACCUCCAGCUCUACCAGAUCGGAGAACAUAUUUUAAACUUCUUGGAUGGCUUUUUUAUUUUAAAUAAAUGGCAUUGAAAGCAAAACAUGAUACCAGAAGGACGGUGAAGCCUCAUAAAAUGAUGCAGAUCAGUCGGAAAAGGGUUUUACUGUACAGCAACGUUUUUGAUGCAGUCAAUCCUCACACUCAGAAAAUUUAAACCAGUAAGUGAUUGAAGCAAAUCGGUGUCUUUUUUAUAGCAAAGGCAUAUGGAAAACAAUAAAAGGAGCAUGUAAAACCAGAAUAUAACACGAAUACAACGGAGAGAGAAAGGCAAAGAAAGCAAGUGUAACAAAUUUUGUUAUAAGUAGGUCAAACUAAUAAUUUUAUAUAUUAUAUUGUGUUUGUAGUAGGAGAACAAAAACUAUAUAAAUGCCUAAGACUAGAAGAAAAUGAAAAAUAAUAAAUCACUGAACAUGUGAAAAGAGAUAAAU
This is a messenger RNA of Sabethes cyaneus, 7087 nucleotides long. RefSeq names its product TATA box-binding protein-like 1. The record is from RefSeq and is a predicted model, not a curated record. Gene Ontology annotation, biological process: DNA-templated transcription initiation. Gene Ontology annotation, molecular function: DNA binding; general transcription initiation factor activity. NCBI's taxonomy places the organism in Eukaryota, Metazoa, Arthropoda, Insecta, Diptera, Culicidae. Bases 907 to 2709 code for a protein of 600 amino acids. The transcript has 4 exons.